Molecule: messenger RNA, 592 nt
Organism: Hordeum vulgare subsp. vulgare (domesticated barley)
Lineage: Eukaryota; Viridiplantae; Streptophyta; Magnoliopsida; Poales; Poaceae
Product: ubiquitin-like
Exons: 2
Coding region: 28-450 (140 amino acids)
Biological process (GO): translation; protein ubiquitination; modification-dependent protein catabolic process
Cellular component (GO): nucleus; cytoplasm; ribosome
Molecular function (GO): protein tag activity; structural constituent of ribosome; ubiquitin protein ligase binding
Source: RefSeq, a predicted model, not a curated record
AGCAGUCGAUCAAUCGGCCAAGAAAAGAUGCAGAUCUUCGUCAAGACCCUCACCGGGAAGACAAUCACGCUCGAGGUCGAGAGCAGCGACACCAUCGACAAUGUCAAGGCCAAAAUCCAGGACAAGGAAGGCAUCCCUCCGGAUCAGCAGCGUCUGAUCUUCGCCGGGAAGCAGCUGGAGGACGGGCGCACCCUGGCCGACUACAACAUCCAGAAAGAGUCGACGCUGCACCUGGUGCUCCGUCUCCGGGGCGGCAGCCGGGGCCAGUACAUCAUCCUCGACCCCAACCUGCUGCAACUCGCGCUCAAGUACAGGGAGAAGAAGAUGAUCUGCCGCAAGUGCUACGCGCGCCUCCCCCACGGCUCCAGCAACUGCCGCAAGAAGAAGUGCGGCCACAGCAACGAGCUCAGGAAGAAGAAGAGGUUCAUCGACAAGACCACCAUGAUCUGAAGAAAGAAAGCACAAGAUAGAUUUCGUUCCAUAUAUAUAUUAGCUAGCUUAUUACAGUACGUUCUAUAGCAAGACUUUUUUUUUGUUGACAAGACUAUUUGUCUAAAGUAUUGGACCUUUUAUAAUUAAUAAGUACAGUAUA